AAAAAAAAGUAAGAAAAAAAAACAUGUAGAGAGACGGAUGCCCCCAAUGGGAAUCCAGAGGAGGCCAGCAACCACACCCAUUUUGGUUUAUCCGUUCAUUACCUUCACACCUUUCUCUGCCUCAAUCUCUCACCAUUCACCAACCAGAUAUCGUCUCUUAUUAACAAACAAAGUCUCCCCAAAGUCCAACCUUUCGUUUCAAAACACCAGUCCCUCCUACUACUUCGACUCACUCGCUAGAAGAAUCGUAGUGGGACUGUAAAUUGUAAUCCUCCUCCUCGUAAGCUUUUUAUCUAGAUUCUUCUCCUGCAACUCCAAUGGCCUCCUGCUCUGCAGCUUCGACAGCAUUGCUCUCACCCUCAUCUUCCCUUACUAGGGCUUCCAUUUCCCCCAAAUCUUCCGUUUUCCCUCAAACCCUAUCCCUCCCUUCUUCUUUCAAUGGCCUCCCUCAAUCCUCUUCCUUAUCCCUUGUCCCUCGCUCUCUCUCCUCCCGUUCUGCUGCCCCUAAACGCCGCAGUUUAGUUGUCCGAGCUGGCGACGACCUUCCACUGGUUGGGAAUGUAGCUCCAGACUUUGAAGCCGAGGCUGUCUUCGAUCAGGAAUUCAUCAAGGUGAAACUGUCUGAGUACAUUGGAAAGAAAUAUGUAAUUCUGUUUUUCUAUCCUCUGGACUUCACAUUUGUUUGUCCUACUGAGAUCACUGCUUUCAGCGACCGCUAUGAUGAAUUCCAGAAAUUAAAUACCGAAAUUCUUGGCGUUUCAAUCGACAGUGUGUUCUCCCAUCUGGCAUGGGUGCAGACAGAUAGAAAGUCCGGUGGUUUAGGUGACUUGAACUAUCCUUUAGUUUCUGAUGUCACCAAGUCAAUUUCCAAAGCAUACAAUGUGUUAAUUCAUGAUCAGGGAGUCGCACUGAGAGGGCUUUUUAUAAUUGAUAAGGAAGGAGUUAUCCAGCACUCAACCAUUAACAAUCUUGCAAUUGGUAGGAGCGUAGAUGAAACAUUGAGGACACUCCAGGCGUUGCAAUACGUGCAGGAGAACCCAGAUGAAGUGUGCCCUGCUGGAUGGAAGCCUGGUGAGAAGUCCAUGAAGCCAGAUCCUAAGCUCAGCAAAGAGUACUUCGCUGCUAUAUAAAUUUAUUUAGACCCUAAAAAAGAAAGGCAUGUCUGUUUGUCAUUUAGAGAGAGAGGCUGUAGAGAGUUUUGCAUUGUGCUGUAACAUGUUUGAAAGUCAUACUUUUUUUGUGAGAUUGUGAGCUUUUUUCUUGGAAUAAAGUUACAAUCCCUGAAAAUUCCAUUAUGAAGUAAAUGAUUUUCUGGUCUCUGCACUUCUGUUGACAAGCCAAUUUGAUCAACUUUAAUCCUUCCAUGUCAAGGGCCUGACAGCAAUCUCAAUUUACAAGGUAUACAAUCCCGCACUUGGCAAACUGAGUACUUCAGGUUCAGGGAGCUCAUAUGCACGCAAUUCCUUUAAUAUACACAUAUAUAUAUAUAUAGAUUAUUGUGGUUCAUUAUACCAGUUAGCGAUCCUUAACUAUGUAAAGGCUGUUGUUUGGUUCUUCUAGUUCCUUUUGUUGUUGCAUACAUGCGAUUUCUGGAGAGGUACAGUUACAGCUGAAGUGUUAUGUUAGUACUACUGAAGAAGACUGUGCAGAAGCUUUAUUCCAAGAUUGUAAUGGUUGUAAUGGAUGAUAACAAUGAUGUAAAGAUUCUAAAUUGUUCGACUUUGAAACAUCUUCCUUCCGACAGCCAUGCCUGGUGUUAGUUCAUUGAUCUUAACUAAAAUCGAAGAGAAGUGAAGUUAGGCAAAACGGGAAGAUUUCUGAAAGAUACUAAUCGAUGGGGCAACAUAAACGGUCAUAUUUUGGGAAGAAGGAAAGAAAUCAAUUUACA
Molecule: messenger RNA, 1888 nt
Organism: Oldenlandia corymbosa var. corymbosa
Lineage: Eukaryota; Viridiplantae; Streptophyta; Magnoliopsida; Gentianales; Rubiaceae
Source: the annotation of a GenBank genome assembly